Messenger RNA from Macadamia integrifolia, 1374 nucleotides. RefSeq names its product pentatricopeptide repeat-containing protein At1g11290, chloroplastic-like. Gene Ontology annotation, biological process: RNA modification. Lineage: Eukaryota; Viridiplantae; Streptophyta; Magnoliopsida; Proteales; Proteaceae. Gene Ontology annotation, molecular function: RNA binding; protein binding. The record is from RefSeq and is a predicted model, not a curated record. Bases 1 to 1374 code for a protein of 457 amino acids. The transcript has a single exon.
AUGGCGGCUGCGCUCUCUACAGCCCCUCACGCAUUGCAAAAACGACGUUCGCCCUCGAUAUCACACUCGAAACACAUUCAAUGCCAACAUCUUUCAUUAGCUCGAACGGCGACGGCUGCCUAUAGCAGAAGGACAGAUCGACGGCCAGAAACUCAACAUUUCGGAACAUCUAAUUGGUCGUUUGAAGAAAGAAUGCAAGAGGCUCUUAAUGUGUUGGAGCUCAUGGAAGCCCAAGGCAUGGAACCAGAGGCCAGCUUGUUUUGCAUUCUUCUCAAGAGCUGUGCGGACGCUGAGAAUUUCGAAUUUGGGAAAACAAUUCACAACAAAAUUGUUGGUACCCAACUGGAAAAUGACGUUUUCGUGGUGAAUAAUCUGAUUAAUUUGUAUUCGAAAUGCAGGAGUCUGAAAACCGCACGCAGGUUGUUCGACAAAAUGCCUAUUAGAAAUGCGGUCUCUUGGACUAGCAUAAUUUCCAUGUAUAGUCAGUCGGGCUUUCCUGAAGAAGCUCUAAAGAUGUACAGUUUGAUGAUAUCGGAUGGAAAUAUCAAGCCCAAUGCGUUCACUUAUACCGUAGCAUUAAGUUCUUGUGCAAAGACGGGGAAUUUAGGGAUGGGUAUCGGGAUUCAUGAGGAUAUCAUGAGGGGCGGAUGCGAGAGUGAUGAAUUUAUAGUGACAGCGUUGAUCGACAUGUACAGCAAAUGUGGUAGAAUCAAAUAUGCACGCCGGGUGUUUGAUAAAAUAGCUGAACCAACAGUUGCUGCUUGCACCGCUAUGAUAGAAGGUUACAACAUGAACAAUCAUGCCAAGGAUGCUAUGGGUCUUACUCGGAAGAUCUUGAAUUCGGGCUUUGAUUUGAGUGUUGUUCAGGAGUUGGGUUUAACUAGUAUUAUACGUGCUUGUGUUUUGGAAAUGGCUCUUAGACAAGGACAGGAAGUCCAUGCCCACAUGAUUAAAUUUGGGCACAAACCAGGCACCCAAAUUAUAAGCGACCUUGUGGUGAUGUAUGAAAAAUGUGAUAAGAUGGUAUUUGCUCGUCCCCUCUUCAAUGAGUUGCAGGUGAAGAGUCUGGAAUUGUGGGGGAGAAUGAUUUCAGGAUACGUCCGCAAUGGGUUGAAUCAGGAAGCUUUGGAGCUCUAUGUAGACAUGGUGACUGAAGAUGUAGAGUUGAAUCCAUUUUUUCUGUCGUGGGCACUUAAGGCUAGUGUAGGCACAAUGGGUUUGAAGGAAGGUAAGGGUAUACAUGGUCGAGUGAUCAAAGCUGGCUGUGGUCUGUCUGAAGAUUCAGUCAUGGCAAGCCUCGUAAAGCUGUACAGUGAUUGUGGAUGUGUGGAUGAAGUUGAAAAGAUGGUAAGAUGCCAUAGAGAUCAAAUAUAA